CAAUUACGGUCACGGGGUGCAUCGUUCGCGGUCGGUUACGAGGUGAUUUUGAUUUAAGGAGUAGAGAAAUCGUUGCGAAUAUUUUCUUUAGAUUUAAUAAAAAAAAAAAAAGAUUACUGCUAUAAUUUCAUUGUUGAUAACGAUAAGAGAGAAAAAGAAAAAAAAGGGGAAAAAAAAAGAAGAAAAAGAAAAAUAAGAAACAUAGAAGAAGUUUUAUCGUAUUACGUUAUCGGAGUUAAAACUACGUUUUCUUUUCACGUAAGCUGAUGUCUUCGUCAGCUCGUAUGAUAGCAUCCUAGUGGCGAAAUAAAAAAGCAACGACCGUACGGGAGGUAGUUGGCCAUCUUGGAAAACAGAUAUGGUUGUAUCGAGAGAAACGUCAACAGAAUUGUGUUUACUUCGUACGAUACAUGCCGUGAGAGGUGUCUUAGUUUAAUUACAUUUAUAAUAGACUUAGCUUAAUCGCACGGAAGUGAGACCGACACGGUGGCGUAUCUGACACGCAGACGUUAUCGCAAAAGGUGCGUAACUUUGCUUCCGAAUGAUGAAUCGAGGUGACGGAUUGGUGCAGAGAAGACGAGUGGUUAACAGUAGCAGCAGCAGCAGUGGAUUCGGCCAGGAUGGUUCCAAUGAACUUGGUCAUAAUGACAAGUUGUCUGGUAACAGUAUGGACACCGACUGUUCAUCUCAAAAAGAUUUAAAUUCUAAUCCUACGAUAGACGAUGAUUCUGAUAAAGAAACCAGAUUGACUCUUAUGGAAGAGGUUUUACUCCUUGGUCUUAAGGACAAGGAGGGUUAUACUUCGUUUUGGAACGAUUGCAUAAGCUCAGGCCUACGUGGAUGUAUCUUGGCCGAACUUGGAUUUCGUGGUCGUGUAGAAUUAGAAAAAGCUGGAAUGCGUAAGAAAGGAUUAUUAUCAAGGAAAUUACUCUUAAAGAAUGACGCACCCACUGGAGACGUCUUGCUGGAUGAAGCGUUGAAACAUUUAAAAGAUACAGAUCCUCCAGAGACAGUUCCAAGUUGGAUAGAAUAUUUAAGUGGUGAAACGUGGAAUCCUUUGAAGCUACGUUAUCAGUUAAAGAAUGUUAGAGAGAGAUUAGCUAAAAAUCUUGUAGAAAAGGGUGUGUUAACUACAGAAAAACAAAACUUCUUACUCUUUGAUAUGACAACUCAUCCUCUUACUGAUAACCUUGCCAAAAGUCGUCUUGUUAAAAAGAUUCAGGAGGCUGUGUUAGGUCGUUGGGUAAAUGAUGCAGGUCGUAUGGAUAGGCGGACGUUAGCAUUAGUGAUCCUAGCCCAUGCGGCUGAUGUAUUAGAGAAUGCAUUUGCACCUCUUUGCGAUGACGAUUACGAAGUAGCAAUGCGCCGAGUUCGAACUUUAUUGGAUCUAGAUUUUGAAGCUGAAGCUACUAAACCUAAUGCCAAUCCCGUAUUAUGGGCUGUAUUUGCCGCAUUCACUAAGUAACACAGUUUUCAUAAAUUAAAAGUGUAACUUAUGAACGUUGGAUAAUAGUGUGAACAGUGGGAUUACCAAUUUUGCAUGUAUUUCAGUUGUAUACUUAAAAGAAAUAGUUACAAGAUCAUUGUUACGAUCAUAUGAUUCAGACCAAAUAACAUAUAGUUGACUGCAUGAAAAGCAGCGUUAGGAUAUAUUAGUCAUUUUCAUUAUUAUUUAAUAUCUUUGAUAACUGAACUGUAUAUAAGUUCAGAUUGGUGACAUCGUAAAGUAACGAAAUUCCGUGUGUGAAUGUGCACUUCGAGUGUGAUUUAGUGCCAUGUAGGGUUUGAUAAAAAAAAUUCUCAUCGUACAGAAUUUUAUGAAAUAUUUAUUAUCUGCAUCUGUAUAGAAUCCUUCACGUAUAAUAUUUGAUACAGCCUUAUACGGCAAACUGUAUCUCUCAUGUUAUUUGCUACAUCAUUGAUGACUGUUGCUUAAAAAUAAAAGACAAUAUAAGAGGCAAUAUAGCAAAUUGAAAAUAUUAUAACAUUAUGUUCUAAUCGCUAGUGCCCCUCCCUACGGGCUUCUAUAUUGCAUUUGGAUAUAUCUUAUAGUGACAUUCUUUUCAAAUUGAAGCACAGAUUGAUAAGAUUCACUGGGUGGCAGUAAAGCAAUUAAUUUUUGACGUGUAUGACCUGCAUUAUAGAAUUUUAUAAAAAAUAUUCCUUUCGAUGCUUUAAAUAUUUUAUAUAUUUCGCAUUAUCAAUAAUUUUUUUGUAAUAUAUUUAAUGGAAUACUUCCUUUAUAUUUGAAUUUUAUAGAGAAAGCACAAAUAUAUAAACAUUGAUCUAUUUACUUUCAUGAAAAAUAUAAAUGCUAAUAAUUGCAAUAUUAAUAUUAUCAUUCUUAGAGAUAAUAAUUAUUAACAAAUAUUGACAUAUAUAUUGCUCCUUUUAGCUGUAGAAAAAAAUUUCAUUAUGAUGCUUAUAUAUAUAUAUAUAAAAAAAAAACAUUAUAUAAAAUUAUUAAACAUGGGGUUUAUUGGUUAAACUAAUAAUUUCAAAAUAAGACAUGAUUUAGUUACCUAUAUAUCUAUCAAGAAUAUACAAUCCAUUCGAUUUAUACGUUUCGUACAUUUUAAAUUAUUAUUAAGUUAAUUGUUGCUAUUUGAGUAUUAAUUUUAAUAAGUAUUUAGUAAAACUGUAAUAUUAUUGUCAUAUAGUUUUUUUUUUUUUUUUUUAAUGCAGGUUGAAAAAAAUUACACAAGUAUUUUAGUAAUCAUACUUAUUUUUAUGUAUUUUUAAAUGUAGUUAAGUCUUUUUUGUCUUCAUUAGAUUAUAAUAUUUUAUUACAUAGCUGUCCAUUUGACAGAAUGCAGAUAUCUAUUAUAAUUUAAUGUAAUAUAAUAUUCUGCCUAUAUAUAUUUUAAAUGGUAGUAGCUUGCUGGUCAAGCAGAUGUAACAGGUAUUAGCUGGACAAGGCAUUUAUUUUUGUUACAUUGUUACUAGUGGAUUUCUUUGCUUGUGACACUUCUAUAAAUUAUAGGUAGUUCUUUUUUCUUUUGAAAUAACGUUCUUUUCAAUAUGAAUGCUAAAGUAAAAUGAUUUAGAUUAAUGUAAUCAAUUUGUUAUAUAUUUAUAUAUUUAUAUAUAUAUAUAUAUAUAUAUAUAUAUAUAUAUAUAUAUAAUAUAUACUAUAUAUUGUACACACACACACACAUAUAUAUAUAUAUAUGUGUGUGUAUAUGUAUAUGUAUGUAUGUGUGUACGAAAGCUCUACUGCCACUUGGUUGAAAAAUUUGAAUAUUAUAUUCUCCAAUGAAAAAGAAAAUACACAUCACAAUACGUGCUCUAUUACAAUAAUAUUUUAAAUAGUGACAUACAUGUAUUUGCAAUUGAGUAUAUUUGGAAUAAUUUUUAAAUGAGGCCAUACAUAGGAAACUUGUAAUUAAAAAUGAGAUUAUGAAAAGAACUUUUUUGUCUAUUUAUAUAUUUUGUAAUACUACAUCAUAAAAUUCCUUAUAUAAUUGCUGAUUAUUAAUAAUGUUUAUAUAUUUAUAAAAAUCAUUGUACUUUUACUAUCAAGAAGUAAUAUGUCAGGUAUUUGUAAUAAUGGUAAAAUAUCAUAAAUUUGUUCAGUGAAAUUAUUUAUAUUUGAUGCCUGAUAAUAAUUUUUAUUUCAAAUGUACGAGCUUUUUUAAGUUUAUCAAGUUUAUUAGAAAAGUUCAUCAUAAAUAAUUUUCUAUGCAUUGCCACUUUGGAUAAUAGUCUGAAUAUAUGAAAGUAUAAUUAUCACAGAUAAAAUAUGCAAUGAUUUAUUUUAAGAGCUUGUAGUAUAAUAUUUUGUUCCUUUAAAAAGCAGGGGUAAUUUCGUUACGAAUAUAAAAUAUAUAAAAACAAUAGUAUAUUAACAGGAAUAUGAUCAAAAUAACUUGAAUAAAAUCAAAUAUAUUUUCUGAAAUUCUAUCCCAUUUGUUUGAUCACUGUAAAUCACUUGUAAAUACUGCAUUAUAAAUUACUGUUAAUCGAGAUUUAUAAUUUCAGUUGCACUUCUAUAUGUAAUAUAUCCUUAUUAUAGAAGUAAAUGUAAAAUACACAUAUUAAGAAAUAAAACAAUUUUUUUUUGUGUA
Vespa crabro (European hornet) is the source of this 4067-nucleotide messenger RNA. It is a transcript of the gene sau, whose product is annotated as Golgi phosphoprotein 3 homolog sauron. The transcript is spliced from 4 exons. The record is from RefSeq and is a predicted model, not a curated record. Bases 542 to 1465 code for a protein of 307 amino acids. NCBI's taxonomy places the organism in Eukaryota, Metazoa, Arthropoda, Insecta, Hymenoptera, Vespidae. Gene Ontology annotation, biological process: Golgi to plasma membrane protein transport; Golgi organization; Golgi vesicle budding. Gene Ontology annotation, molecular function: phosphatidylinositol-4-phosphate binding. Gene Ontology annotation, cellular component: cytosol; trans-Golgi network; Golgi cisterna.